AUGCCAUCGCUCGCGGCGACCGAUCAUCAGAUUUAUACUCGUGAGCCAGAGCUCACCCCCGAAGCGCGAUAUGGCAUCAUGAUAGCACUCGCCAUUUCCAGCGGCGCAUUCUUCGUGGCAUGUAUAGGCCUCACUAUUUCAAUGUGCGACUGGCGAAUGAGAUACCUGCAUUUACGAAAGGAGCUCGACGAGCGUGGAUAUGGCAUGGCAACAAGACCCUCAGCACAACUAGACAACCAGGCGGGAGAGACGCAGGGCGGAGAGGUUCAGGCCCAGGCAACAGAGGAAGCAGCCCCCAGAGCAUCUGGAGCUUUGUAG
Molecule: messenger RNA, 318 nt
Organism: Metarhizium brunneum ARSEF 3297
Lineage: Eukaryota; Fungi; Ascomycota; Sordariomycetes; Hypocreales; Clavicipitaceae
Source: RefSeq, a predicted model, not a curated record